Molecule: messenger RNA, 1017 nt
Organism: Eremomyces bilateralis CBS 781.70
Lineage: Eukaryota; Fungi; Ascomycota; Dothideomycetes; Eremomycetales; Eremomycetaceae
Product: oxidoreductase-like protein
Exons: 3
Coding region: 1-1017 (338 amino acids)
Molecular function (GO): dioxygenase activity
Source: RefSeq, a predicted model, not a curated record
AUGGCAGCACCAGGAACAACCGCGGCGGUUGAGAAGGACGAUCUAGUUAUCCCUCUUAUCGACUUUGCCCCGUUCCUCUCUAAUGACCAAGAGCUGAAGACUUCGGUGGCCAGCUCGGUGUUAAAGGGAUUCCAGAGUGCCGGCUUCCUGUACCUCACCAACCACGGCAUUCCCCAAUCCCUCGUCGACAAGGCCUUCUCCCGCUCCGCCCGGUUCUUCACUCGCCCUCAAUCCGAGAAAGACCUGCUCGAGUGGUACGCGGCUGAAGCGAACCGUGGGUAUACGGCUCACGGACGGGAGAAGGUCACCCGGCUGGUGGAUAAGGACGAGGUCGCGAAGCUGCGGGCGUCGGUCCCCGAUAUCAAGGAGAGCUUUGAGAUCGGUAGAGAUGAUGAGCCGCAUUUUCCAAACAUGUGGCCGAAGGAUGCGGAGGGGGAGACGUUCCGGGCAGAGAUGAUGGCGUUCCAUGAGACGUGCAAGCAGCUGCAUCAGCAGGUGAUGCGGGCAGUUGCGAUCGGUAUGGGUAUGGAGGAGACUUGGUUCGAUGAAUACACCAGUGCUGGGGAUAAUACCUUGCGGCUAUUGCACUACCCGUCGGUCGAUGGGAAGGUUUUCAAAGAGAAAGUGGGCACGGUCAGAGCUGGAUCCCACAGUGACUAUGGCUCGGUCACUCUCCUAUUCCAGGAUGCCCGCGGUGGACUCCAGGUCCAAUCGCCGAACGGGACAUUCAUAGACGCGACGCCGGUUCCCGGGAGUAUCGUUGUGAACGCGGGCGACUUGCUCGAGCGGUGGGCGAACGAUACGAUCAAGAGCACUAAACACCGAGUAAUUGAGCCGCCAAGCGAACCGAAUGAGGAUGGGAAGUAUCCGGCGAGAUACUCGAUCGCCUAUUUCUGCAACCCGAACUUCGACAAGUUCAUCGACGCGAUCCCUGGGACGUAUGAGCAGACGGGGAAGAAGUAUCCAGGAGUCAAUAGUGGCGACUAUUUGAUCCGCAGACUCGCGGCGACAUAUUAG